AUGCCGUCAAAACCAGUAUCUUUCCCAGGGUUCACUGCGCUAUCAGAUCGAAUCUACCUUCGCAAUGGCAAUGAAACUACCAACUCAGUACCCGCAACUCAUCCCACCACAAUCAUCAUCUUCGCCUGGGGCGAUGGCCUGCCAAAACACGUUUCCAAAUACGCCGAGGGCUUCCACAAUCUCUACCCUUCGUCGCGGAUCCUCGUGGCCAUUUCAAAGACCCUUCAUGCUUCGCGCCAGCCGCUCAAUGACCGGGUGCAGGCGAUGAUGCCAAUCAUCGACACUGUUUUUCCCACCCCAACAGGCGACGGCGGCACUGGCGAAAAGGAACGAGUCCUGCUUCAUGCCAUGUCCAACACGGGUGGAAUUUUCAUGGCCGCCGCCAUGGCUGCGUAUCAAGAACGACAUGGCAAGGACAAGCAAAUGCCCCACGAGCUGCUGGUAUGUGACUCCACGCCCGGCGGCCUGGUCUUCUCGACUCAAGUAGGUCGGUGGUCUCGCGCCAUGGCUGUCGGCACGGCGAAGAUGUUUCCCUGGCCGUUUGUGGUCACGCAGGCUCUGUGGUGGAUCUUCCUGUGGGCCAACUAUCUGUUGGAGAUUGUGCGCGGCUCAGAGCCCUCAGGUGUCUGGGCGAACCGAAUCAUGAAUGAUGCCGAGGUGACCACACGGCAGGCAAGCAGGCUGUACAUGUAUUCCAAGGAAGACGAGAUCAUCUGGUAUGAGGAUCUGGAGGAGAAUGUGGCCGGGGUGAAAACGUUAGGGUUCAAAGCUGUGGAGACGGAAAUGUUCGAGGGCUCGCCGCAUGUUGGGCAUAUGAGGAUACAUCCGGAGCAGUAUUGGAGUAGGAUCUCCACGUGUUGGAAUGCAGCCAUCACGGCUGAGUGA
Penicillium oxalicum is the source of this 885-nucleotide messenger RNA. RefSeq lists its product as uncharacterized. The transcript has a single exon. The record is from RefSeq and is a predicted model, not a curated record. NCBI's taxonomy places the organism in Eukaryota, Fungi, Ascomycota, Eurotiomycetes, Eurotiales, Aspergillaceae. Bases 1 to 885 code for a protein of 294 amino acids.